Hirsutella rhossiliensis is the source of this 807-nucleotide messenger RNA. RefSeq names its product protein phosphatase inhibitor 2 (IPP-2) domain-containing protein. The record is from RefSeq and is a predicted model, not a curated record. Bases 1 to 807 code for a protein of 268 amino acids. NCBI's taxonomy places the organism in Eukaryota, Fungi, Ascomycota, Sordariomycetes, Hypocreales, Ophiocordycipitaceae. The transcript is spliced from 2 exons. Gene Ontology annotation, molecular function: protein phosphatase inhibitor activity. Gene Ontology annotation, biological process: regulation of signal transduction.
AUGGCAUCCGCAGUCGAGUCAUCACCCGUCCACUCCCCGCCCGGCCCAGGCGUGAAAAGGCCCAAAGGCAUCCUCAAGAACCCGUCGCACCAGAAGUCCCCCCCGCCGCCUGCCCCCGCGCCGAUGCAGCGCGAGCGCUCCAUGUCGGGCAAGGAGGUGACGCUGGCGAACACGCAAAUCAACGCCGGCCGGCGUCGCUCCUCUUCGGCCGGCCGUCGCCCCGCCGGCUCGCGCCGUCAGUCGGCCAACAUGUCGGAGCUCAACGAGUCGUCGCAGCGCCUCAAGUGGGACGAGGCAAACCUCUACCUCACCGAGCAGGAGCGCUCCUCCACCAUGAAGAUUGACGAGCCCAAGACGCCCUACGCAAAGCACUACGAUCCGGCAGAGGACCCGUCCGACGACGACGAUGAAGACGACGGCGGCAGUCGUGGUCCAGGCGUGCCGGUGCGCGACGCCGACGACAACGCCCGCAAGGCCCCGCGCCCCCGGUACGACGACGAGAUCCCCGGCCUCUCCCUCGGCGAGCCCGAAGAGGCCGUCCCCGAGCCCGCGCAGGGCAUCCCCCGCAGCGCGAGCGAGAAGAGCGUCCACGUCGACGACGAGAGCGUCGCCCUCAGCGCCGAGGCCGCCGGCCUCUUGUCGCCCGAGGAGCGCGAGAAACACCGCCAGUUCGAGGCCCUGCGCAAGAAACACUACGAGAUGAAGAACGUCGCCCAGCUGCUCGGCCACCCAGAGUCCAUCCCGGACGACGACGACGACGACGUGCCCCCGCCCAUGCCGCCCCUGCCCAACGGCGAGGCUGCAUAG